CAAAGUGUUUUCUUGUGGAGCCAGUUCAGUAGCUUACCUUUGAAGGUCUCGGUCCAUCCUUAAGCACCUUCCUUGUCCAAAAUUCUAAGUAAACACACCAGCACCUGCCUCGUUUCACCAAAUUCUAAUGGCGGCUGCUGCUGCUUCUUCUUCUUUGAAACCUAAGAGGAUUUACGAUGUCUUUUUGAGCUUUAGAGGCACCGACGUUCGCAACAACUUCCUCAGUCAUCUCUACACGGCUCUCGACCAGAAUGGCAUAUUUGCUUACAUCGACAGCGAAGAACUGAGAAAAGGAGAGCAAAUAUCACCGGCGCUUAUGAAAGCGAUCGAGGAAUCGCACGUUGCGAUCAUUGUUUUCUCCAAGGACUAUGCUUCCUCGCCUUGGUGUUUGGAUGAGCUGGUGAAAAUCAUGGAGUGCAAGGUAGAGAAGGACCUGGUUGUUUUGCCGGUGUUUUACAAAGUGGAACCAAGAGAAGUGAGAAGCGGGAGAGAGUGUUAUGGGAGAGCUAUGGCUAAGCAUGAGUCCAAGCUCGGGAAGAAUUCGGAGAAAGUGAAGAGAUGGAAGGAGGCUCUCUUUGAUGCGGGUAGCUUGUCCGGGUGGGACUUGAAUGAUGGAGAUGAAGCGAUUCAUAUAAAAAGAAUUGUGGAGGAGAUCUCUCUGCAGAUAGACCGAGAACCCUUACAUGUUGCUGAGCAUCCGGUUGGGAUACAUCUCCGUGUUGCAAAGUUGAAGUUAAUGUUAAAUCUGGAGUCUGAUGAUAAUGUUCUCAUGAUGGGAUUAUGGGGGCAGGGAGGAAUAGGGAAGACAACUUUGGCCAAAGCCCUUUACAAUGAUAUCUUUAGACAAUUUGAGGGUUCAUGUUUUUUGGCAAGUGUUCGAGAAGCUUCAAGAGAUUCGAAGGAUUUAGUUUCUUUGCAAGAAAAAUUGUUAUUCAAUAUAUUAGUUCGGAAAAGAUUAGCAGUGACUAGUGUUCAUCAAGGUAUCAAUUUAAUACAAUAUAGGCUUUGUCACAAAAAAGUUCUCCUUGUUCUUGAUGAUGUCAAUGACGUAGAACAGUUAAAUGCUUUAGCUGGAGAUUGUGAGUGGUUUGGUAAAGGAAGCAGAAUCAUAAUUACUACAAGAGAUAGCCAUUUGCUAACUUGUCAUGGAAUACAUAAAGAUUAUAUCUAUGAAGUUCAAACUCUUGAGAAUUGUGAAGCUCUUGAACUUUUCAACAAGCAUGCCUUUUCAAGAAACAACGAAUUUGCAAUACAGAGGGAUCUUAUAUAUAGUGCUCUGCAUUAUGCUAAAGGACUUCCUUUAGCACUUAAGGUAUUGGGCUCUUUCCUAUGUGGUAGAAGAGACCAUGAGUGGAAAAGUGAAUUGAAUAAACUUGCCAAAAGUCCGGACAUAACCAUCAAUAACGUUCUUAAGUUAAGUUAUGAUGGACUAGAGGACUAUCAAAAGGAGAUCUUCCUUGAUAUUGCCUGUUUCUUUAAGGGGCAAUAUAUAGAGGACAUUAGAAAAGUUCUUGACUCUUGCGAUCUUGACGCAACUAUUGGAGUACAAGUUCUUGUUGAGAAGUCCUUGAUCACCGAAGAGUUUGGAAAAUUACAUAUGCAUGACUUGAUUCAGUUAAUGGGCAUGGAUAUUGUUAAACAAGAAUGCCGAGAUGAUCCUGGAAGACGCAGCAGAUUAUGGCUUUGUGACGAUAUUCGUGAUGUUCUAUCGGGGGAUAUGGGAACGGAUGCAGUAAAAGCCAUAGUUUUGAAUUUACCCGAGCCAGAAGAGAUAGACAUAGAUCCUCAUGCUUUCACAAACUUAAGAAGGUUGAGGUUGCUCAUCAUGAUUAAUGUGCACACCUCUUUUCAAGGUCCCAUCUGCCUUCCUAAUGGACUAAGAUGGUUUGAAUGGCCCGAAUGCCCUUGGAUUCCAGAAUUUUCCUCUGGUCCAAAGAAGUUAGUCGGACUUGACAUGCGCAAAAGCAACAUCCAAUUAGUGAGGGAGCAAUUUAAGGACCACAAAAAAUUGAAGUUCAUUAACUUCAGUGAAUGCCAGUGGGUGGUGGAUAUGCCAGACCUCAAUUGUACUCCGAAUCUCGAGGAAUUGAAUCUCUAUGGAUGCAAAAACUUGGAGCGUGUCCAUGAAUCGGUUGCAUCUCACCGUAAGCUAUUGUCGUUGAGUUUAGGGGGGUGCUCUAAAUUGGAAAGAUUCCCUGAUAUUCCACGUAAAAAUAAAAGCUUGCGAGAUGUUUAUUUAGGAGAGACUUCAAUCGAGGAACUUCCUGCAUCCAUAGAGAAUCUAGUCUCUUUGAAUUAUAUGUCUUUACAUGGCUGCAAGAAACUAGCAAUCCUUCCAUCUACCAUUUACUCGUUGCCGAAUCUUGAAGAAUUGUAUUUUGAUGGCUGCUCAAAACUAAUCAAGUUUCCAAAGAAGGAACAGGAUUCGAGUGAUCCCCAUAUGAAGACGGGAUUUUGUAGUUUGCAAAUGUUAAACCUUAAUGGAUGCAAUCUAUCAGGAGUGGAGUUCCUAGAGAAUGAUUCAUGUUUCCCCCGCUUACAAAUUUUGAGUCUGUCGGAGAACAAUUUUACUAACCUUCCCAACUUGGAGCAACUAUAUAAUUUGGAGAGUUUGACAGUUUCGAAUUGCCAACAACUACAAGAGAUCCCCAAGCUUCCGGGGAAAUUGAGAACAUUAGGGGCAACUAAUUGCGGAUCUCUGAGUAAACUUCCCUCCAACAUAUGUGAUGUUGAGACUCUCGAGUUAUAUUCAUGUCAGCAACUGAUCCAUAAUGGGUUUCGCGAGAGUGAUUUGUUCAAGCUUGAGAAAUUUCAUCACCAAACAAAAUGCAAAGUUAUUGUGCCCGGAGGAGAGAUGCCAAAGUGGUUGAUUCCCAAUAAAGAGGGUUAUAUAUCUUUUGUGGCUACAAAGGACUUGUUUAAGAAGAUUUUAGGAGUAGCUUUCUGUGUUGUAUUUCGAGGAGAAGGAAUGGAGGUAGAAGCAAUGGGGCUUUUCCCAUUUGAGCUUAUAGCAUCCGUUAAUUGCAAAGGCAGGGAAAGCUUCAGGUGUGUCUCGGUAUUUAAUUCGGAUCAUGUGUGGCUUGAGUAUAUGGAAUCAAAGGAGGUGUGGCCAGUAGACGAGUUUAGUUCAAAUGACUUGAGUCAUUUCCACGUUAGCAUUAGAGGAUCUAGAGAUCAGGCACAUAUAGAUCGAAGAGUGAUUGUGAAAAAGUGUGGAUUCCGACUAAUAUGCAAGUCACUAGAUAAUGAUUCGGAGGAUUUACUUCAAGACAAUCAGCUGCUGGAUCCAGCUUUGCUCUACGAGGUUUCGCAUGACGAUAGUCAAAUGAGCACAAAGGAGAACAGCUCAAGUGAAACAGAAGAUUUGGAAGAUAGUGAAACGUGGACAGAGCACAAAGGAUUGAACAUGGCAGACUUCUCAAUUGAGAAGCAUCGAUAUUCUCUAAUUUCUCUUGAUUACCGAAAUGUUCGCCCUGGAGGAGAGAUGCCAGAGGAGUUCAUCCCUAUUGAAGACGAUACCAUAUGUUUCAUGGCUUCAGAAGACUUGUAUGACAAGUUCCUAGGAUUGAUUCUCUGUGUGGUUUUCAGUGUAGAAGAUGGACAAAGCGAAAUAUCUUUCAACAUUCUGCCCCAUGUUAAUGGCCAAAGACGGAAUGCGCUAUCAGGAACUCUAGGUUCAUUUGAUUCGGACCACAUGUGGAUUCAGUAUCUCAAACCAAAUGUGCUAUGGGGAUUGUUUGAGGGAGCAGUUGAUUUUGGUCAAUUUGAUGAGAGAGAUUUACGAUUCAGCCUUAAUCUUAAAGUAUCGGGGGGAACCGUGAAAAAGUUGGGAUAUGUGAUAAGAUGCAGGGAAUUAGAGGAUGAUUUGAAGGUUGUGCUUGAAGACAAUCAAUUUAUAAAUUUAGCUGCACUCUGUGAGGAUUCUCAUGAUCCAGUAGAUUUAGAGAUAGACACGGCAUUUCAGUCUGAUCAUCAUGGAAGAGAGUACUUACGCAGAUGUCACAUGCACAGAGAGGAUCUGGAAGCUAGUGACACUGAAACAGAUCAAACUGGAAGCAGCAAGUAGCGAAACGGAAUAGAUUUUGUGGUGAUCUAGUUUUGUUGGAUGGCUUGGUCUCAACUUCUAAUGGAUGGGAACUACUUUCGUUUCAUUGUUGUUGUGUUGUGUUUGGAAGGGGACUACUUCUCUCUUAUUAUCAUUAUGGCGUGUUUAACGUGCGAUCUGUUCA
Molecule: messenger RNA, 4229 nt
Organism: Rhodamnia argentea
Lineage: Eukaryota; Viridiplantae; Streptophyta; Magnoliopsida; Myrtales; Myrtaceae
Product: TMV resistance protein N-like
Exons: 7
Coding region: 128-4066 (1312 amino acids)
Biological process (GO): defense response; signal transduction
Molecular function (GO): ADP binding; protein binding
Source: RefSeq, a predicted model, not a curated record